Molecule: messenger RNA, 6240 nt
Organism: Saccostrea echinata
Lineage: Eukaryota; Metazoa; Mollusca; Bivalvia; Ostreida; Ostreidae
Exons: 28
Coding region: 264-5885 (1873 amino acids)
Biological process (GO): protein phosphorylation
Cellular component (GO): transcription factor TFIID complex
Molecular function (GO): protein kinase activity; ATP binding; protein heterodimerization activity
Source: RefSeq, a predicted model, not a curated record
AAUGGUUAUUUUGUUGUGACAGAGAGGCAGACAGAGUUAAAGAAGCCUUUUUUAAGAAGCAGCUGUGUAGUUUACGAUCGUCUAUGCAUUAUACAACAUCUUAAGAUUCAAAAUGUGAAAAUGCAAUAAGUGCACUCCAUCCAUGAUGAUGUGCCCAAUCAGAAAAAUUCGUGCUUUGGUAUAUGACGUUUCAUCGAAAUAAGAUGAUGCUAUCAUGGCCUCUUUGGUUCUUUAAUUUUAAGAGACAGUUGCUUAAUUAAAAAAUGUCCGAGCAGUAUAGUCGGAGUAUUCUGAGAAUAGCUCUGGCUCAGAUUUGUCAGAACGUGGGAUGGAACUCUGCUCAGUCAACUCCCCUGGAGCUUCUCACUGACGUUUUGGGACGCUACAUGCUACAACUUGCCAAAGUCACCCACAGAUAUUCCGAACAGUUCGGAAGAACAAACCCUAACUUAGAUGAUGUGGGACUUGCUUUUCGUCAUAUGGGGGUCAGUGUCAGUGAGCUGGAGGAGUAUGUCCGACACGUGGAGCCAGUGCCUUUCCCCCAUGAAAUUGUUCAGUUUCCUGCUCCUAAGAGCUGUAAUUUACAGAUUCCAAAACCGGGUCACAAGGAGUUGCUGACUAGGGAUGAGCACAUCGAGGAUUACAUGCCCCUCCUUUAUCCAACCCCAGAGGAUGAGGUGGACAAUGAGACAGAGAAGUCACAUGAUCAGGGAGAUGGAUCAGCCAUGCAGACAGAUCAAGGUCAAAAUGGGGUCGGAGGUCAAGCUGAGGUUACAGAGGGCAGUAACCUGGCCAUCCCAGGAGACAAACGACCCCUGACCAGCCCGCUGGAGGGAGGCUUGCCAAAGAAAAGGCCAAGGUUGACAAAUGCAGCUCUGCCAGAAGAAGCCAUGCACUCUCAGUACGAGAUGAAGAGCAUUGCAAUCACACACACUGGUGACCUGACCCCCACCAAGGGAGGGAAACUGCCCGAUGCCAGGACCCCUCCCCAGGGAUUCAAGAAAACUAGUCAUGACAAACCUUCCGUUGGUAAGAUCUUCAGGAAAGAAAAAGUGGAUACGCGACCAUCUACUCCAUUAAGCCGACCAGAAAAAGUGACGGAGAGUGGAGAAGUCCAGAGAGUGGAGACAGUGGCAAAAGAAAAGGAACAAAAGGUGGAGGAGAUAAUGAUUUACCCAGACGGAACGAGUAAGAAAAUUCCUAGACAGAAGGGAGGUGUGGAUGAAGUAUCAAACUUGGAGACUUUGUCAAAAUCUGCCUCUGUUCCAGUUUUAGCUGAGGACAAAAUACCAGUCCCAAGUCCAUCAACAAAAGUUAUUCCAAAGAAAAAGAAAGUGGGUCGACCAAGGUCUAGGUCAAAAUCUCCUAGGGCACCAAAGUCACCAGGGCAAGGAAAAAGUCCUGCUCAGCCAGGGAGUAGCCCUAGGGGUCGAGGAAGACCACCAAAGGACAAAACCCUUCUCAAAACUCCUGAAAAAAAGAAAGAGAGUAAAAAUAUUCCUGUUUUAUCUACUAUGGAGGAGAUGUUUGCCAGCGAUGUGUUGGACUUGUCCAGGAAACCACCACCAGCGUCUACGGCAAAGGAGAACGUAGAGAAGAAACCAGCCGAUGUGGAGUUACCUCUCGAUCUCAGUAAAGGCAAGGAGUCAGCAGCACAGAAAACAGCAAGAGGAAGAGGAAGGCCUCCUUUAAGUCCGGAGAAGAAACGAGCCCGGGAAAUGAACAUUGAUCUUUGUAUUGAAGCUGUGUUAAAGAUGUCAAGAGAAGGGGAUUCUGAAGGGGAAGUGACGAAGGAGAAAGAAGUGAAAUCAGAGAAGAUAGCAGAGGAGCUGACAGAAUCAAAUCAAGAGGACACGAAUCCAGCUAUUGAGGACAGCAGUGAUGCUCCUCCCUCUGUGACAGUUAAAAGGGAAAUGAUUGAGGAGGAGGGUCCAUCGUUUGACUUGUCUGAGCAGAAGAAGAAAAAGAAGAAGGAGAAGACACCAAAACAGAAAGAAGAGCAGCCGAGUGAGGAAGUCAAGGACAAGUUAAAGGAUAAGUUGAAGGGGAAAGAUUUCAUCAGUGAGACAGUCAAGACAGAGCCCCAGGAGGAGGAGGCCCCUAGACCCCCCAAUGUAUAUGACUUCCCAGAAAGUCCCCCCAAACCUCCAGAACAAAUUAAAAAGGAGGUCAUUCAGUCACCACAGAAAAUGUUUAGUGUGGAGUUCGUGGAUAAAGAAGUGGAGAAUAAGGACGGAGAGAAGGUCAAAGAGAAAAGUAAAGAUAAACCAGAGAAGGAGAGAUCCAAGGAACACAAGGAGAAAAAGAAAGAAAAGAAGAGAGAUAAAGAGAAGAAAAAGAAGAAUAAAGAUAAGGAUAGAGACAGAGAAAGAAAGAAGGACAAAGAAAAAACUAAAGAGCCGGAUUAUAUCCCCACUGUAUCCAAGCUUAAGAUCAGAAUUGGUAGUUCUCCAUCCUCAACCACAGUAAAUUACAUGUCUGAAGGAACCCUAAAAUCUCCUCCCAAUGACAGUGCACAGAACUCCCCCAGGCCAGAGCUCAAAUUAGUUAUAAAAGCAUUGCCACCCUUGUCAGAGAGAGGCUCAGCUUCCCCCCAGUCUUUAGGUGGAUCGACUCCAAAACAAGGAGAGAAGGAGAGAAAAAAGGAAAAGAAAAAAGACAAGGAGAAGAAAAAAGAUGCCCCAACUCCUUCAACACAUCCUCCUAUCAAACAGGAGAGCAUGGAUCAGCCUCUUUUUGCCCCACUUCCAAUCUCCAGACAACAAACCCCAUUUUCAUCCUCUUCCUCCAAAUCUCCUACUCCACCACCACCCAGAAAACCCUCACCUCCAGGUCUGUUCACCCCUUUUAUCAAGACCCCAACACCCCCACCAAGAAAAACCCCAACACCUCCUCCCAGGAAAACCCCAACCCCACCUCCUCCACGAAAAUCACCCACCCCACCACCCCCAAAAAUUCCAACACCCUCCAUCAAACCUCCUACUCCUGAAACUGACUUUGAACCUGACUCGGAUCAUGAGACUGAGCCCAUGAAAGAGGACGAAGAAGAGGUGCAGAGGUUUACCCCUUCUCCUGCCUCAACCCGUAAAACUUUUACCCCUUCCCCCUCCAACUCCCCUCUUCGAUCCCCAUCUCCUGCAGGUGAGUCCAUCUCUUCCUACAUGAGGUCUAAGUCCAAUUCACAGUCUCCUGUUAGGACCCCCUCCCCAGGGAGAUCCCCCUCCCCACAGCCCUCACCCCCUCCUUCCCCCUCUCCAAGUCCAUAUAGGGCUUCUGUUUCCCCAUCAAAUACUAAACCAUCAACUCCUGGUCACAUGAUCUCCAGGAGUCCUUCCCAUUCUCCAAGUCUCUCUCCUGUCCCCCUUACUAUUAAAAGUGAGGUGAUCCCUCCCAUGCCCCCUCCAAGCAUGCCAGGCACCAGCUUUGCCAAACCAGGGGUACAAAGGACAGUCAUUGCUGAAACAGUAACCACCUUCAUCGAUGAUUCUGGACAGAAGGUUUGGAUUUGCCCUGCUUGUAAGAUGCCUGAUGAUGGGAGCCCUAUGAUUGGCUGUGACAUCUGUGAUGACUGGUAUCAUUGGCCGUGUGUUGGACUUAAGGAGGAGCCAGCAGAAGAGGAACACUGGUACUGUUCCAAGUGUAUGGGGAGGAACAAAAAGCCCUCCAAACGGGGAAGGGGGAGAGGAAGGGGUAGGGGGCCUGGUAGAGGAAAGAAAAAGAUGAUUACAGAGAUGGGUGACAAUCGUCAGAUCUGUACAACACAUGAUUAUAUCUACAGAACCAGGGACCGUAUAGGGACGGGGGCAUUCUCCCAUGUCUAUAAGGGUGUUCAUAAGACUACUGGUGAAAUAUAUGCAUUCAAAGUUCCCAGAAGCGGAAAUACAGCGUUAGAGCUGGAAAGAGAGACGAUUGCACUAACUACACUACGACAUGUCAAUAUAGUCAGAUUGUACGAUAUACAAGCAGAGGUUGAUAGUAAAAGAACGGUUUUUGUAAUGGAAUAUUGUCCACGAGGAUCAGUACUGAGCCUGCUAGAGGAACCGGAAAAUCACAAUGGACUUCACGAUAAUGAUAUCAUUACAUUCAUCAGUAAUAUAGCAUCCGCAUUGAAAUACCUGACAACUAUGGGCUUUGUUCAUCGAGAUAUCAAACCCGGAAAUAUACUUGUCUCCGAAACGGAACUAGGAAGGAAGCUCUUUAAACUGAGUGAUUUUGGAUCGUCUAAGUACGUACAAGAAUCAAACGAGUACGAGUCUCUAACAGGAACAGAGGAAUAUUUGCACCCUAUUAUUUACGAGCGGGCGUUUAUUGACCGUGGGUUACGGGGACGUUUUACGUCUUCAACUGACCUCUGGAGUCUUGGUGCCACCUUAGCUCACGUGGUUUUGGGAGAAGUCCCUUUCAAGCCAUUCGAGGGAUCUCGAAAGAACCGAAACGAAAUGUUUAUAAUGAUCUCUAGAAAACCAGAUAAAGCGAUAUUUGGUCGACAGGAUACGCCCAAUGGGCGGAUCCAAUAUUAUGAAGAAAUUCCUAGUUACUGUAACAUUUCUAGGGGAUUGAGGAAGUAUAUGGUCUCCAUUAUCCGGGGUCUUUUGAGAACAGAUACGUCACAGUGGACACUUGAUACUUUUUGUCAGGAAGCUAGUCACGUGAGCAGCUUGAAACUCCAAGUGGUUUUAGAAGUACAGACCUUAACGUGUUACCAUUUUUAUACAGAAUCCACUCGAACCAUUAACGGAUUUCUGAAGUCUUUAUCAGACGAAAUGGGUAUAGGCACAUCAGAAAUAAAAUCGUGUAUUUAUUACGAUGGUCGUUUAUUGAGUGAUAUUGUAAUGAAUUGUAAUGACUCCGUGACUGCUUUACCGACAUCUUCAAAGGAGAGACCACUCGUUCUAAUGGCCUCCACUUUUAAGCCCUCUGAAUGGUCCAGUGCAGACACUAUGAUACCUGAUCCUUCCUGUCCGGAUUCUGUCAAUGGGGUGGAUGACAGAAAGCAGAUCAGAAAACAGUUGACCACAGCUUGGAUAUUCAUGACAAUGACGGAGCAUUUCUGUUCAAUUAUAAAUGUUCUUCGACAGACCGUCCACAACAUAGUAGAUUCUCUGGUUAAAAUGUGUUCAACAUACGAGAAAAAACUCGGAACUUGUGAUGAACUGUUUACAGCCGAUUCAGACCGUUUGAAUUUGUGUCAAACACUCCCAUUAGAUCCGUCCAUGGCUGAUUAUGUAGAGAAAAGAAGACGAGACGCUCUCCAAAGGAAAAAACACAUAGGAAAACUACGGCAGGAAAUCAAAUCAUUGUACACCAACCUAAGGUCCACGGUUACAUCGCUACAGGAUGGUACAUACUGGAAUACUAAUGAAUCUAAAUUCAACGAAAUAAAAGAAAAAGCACUUCAUUACUUUCAUAAAGUGGACAAGAUUUGGAGACAGAUGCGUGACAGAAAAUUUGGAAAUGUGAGCAUUGAAGAAAAUCAACUCCGAAAGGCAGAGCGGCAUCAUUUACAGACUGUUUUUAGAUGUAUAACUUACGAAUGGAAUUCUGCAUUUAACCCCUUUAAAGAUGAUAUCGUUCAACAUAUACGGGGCUGGAUUAGGAACUACUUCCAUUGCCAGGAAAAACUUAACACUUUGGAGAUAUACUUCACAAGUAUAACGAAUAUACGAAAUAAAUUUACUGAAGAUAUCGUGUUUGUAUCUACAUAUUCGCUGAAGCCGAGGAAUCUUCUAGCAUCAGGGAAAGGAGUCACGGCAGGUAUCCUAAGUGAGCACAGAUCUAACACCGAAAGAUUGAUGAACUUGAUAUCAGACAUAAAGAUGCUGGCGAUGACAGACGAGGAAUUCCCUGAACUGAAGGGAGAGGAUGACGUUUAUCUCUUUGGUUGACUCAGAGAAAUGUUGUAAUUCCAAUCGAACACUUCCUUCAAGCGUCUAAGAGAACAUAGGAAAUACAUUUGAUCUUUGGCUUGGCUCACUUACAAGACACGGAAGCUGCUAGUUAAAGUGAUUUGAAGAAUAAAAAUUGAAUGUGUUCCAAAUCAACGUGAUCAAUGCAAUCUAAAACAAAGAAUUAUUUUGGAUGACAACAUGGCGUCGAAAAGGAAAUAAAAACAAGACUUCAAAAUAGAUUUACGCUCUAACAUAACAACAAAUUAGUAUGGAAAUUGUGUCUUAGUGUGUUACAUUUUUUAUUCUUAUAAAAAAAUUCCACAUAACAUGGAAUUUUGAAAUGACGAUGAGU